CUCCCUAGUUUGAAAUAAGCUAAUGUCUUAUUGGAUAACGGGACGUCAAUCAAAUAUAACACUAUUGGAUUGCAUGUUUCUUGCAAAAAAUAUAUAGUCGCGCAAGUAUUUCUUUUCGGCAGAUUGUGUUCAGUUAAGGGUCUCUAUAAACCUGGGUAAUUUUGUUGAACGAGGCUAAGUAAUAAGGUGAGCUGUUAAUUUUUUCAGACCAGCGUGACAAUGAUUGAAGUGGUUUGCAACGACCGCCUGGGCAAGAAAGUGCGGGUGAAGUGCAACUCAGAGGAUACCAUUGGAGAUCUGAAGAAGCUGAUAGCUGCCCAGACUGGCACCAGGUGGGACAAGAUUGUACUGAAGAAAUGGUACACAAUAUUCAAGGACCAUGUGUCUCUGGGAGAUUAUGAAAUCCACGAUGGAAUGAACCUGGAGCUAUACUACCAGUAGAAGAGGCUAAAUGAGCAAAGCUAAUUAGUCUCCCAUGACUGUUGAAAUAAAUUCUCCUAGAAGACUUUUUUUUUUUUCCGUUAUGGAUGAGUCAUUUUGUUUUGAUAUUAUCUGAUAAUAAAAUGUGUAUAUAUGUAAA
Messenger RNA from Brienomyrus brachyistius, 580 nucleotides. It is a transcript of the gene ubl5, whose product is annotated as ubiquitin like 5. Lineage: Eukaryota; Metazoa; Chordata; Actinopteri; Osteoglossiformes; Mormyridae. The coding region runs from base 220 to 441 and encodes 73 amino acids. The record is from RefSeq and is a predicted model, not a curated record. Gene Ontology annotation, biological process: protein modification process; mRNA splicing, via spliceosome. The transcript has 5 exons. Gene Ontology annotation, cellular component: nucleus; cytoplasm. Gene Ontology annotation, molecular function: protein binding; protein tag activity.